AUGCCAAAGAGAAAAAGAGCUGUAAAUAAUAGACAACGGCGUGAGCAUGACAGAGCUAGAAAUCGACUGGCGAGACAGAAGUCUGUGACUGAAGAAACUUCACCAGACAAAGUGAAAGAGUUCUCUGUCCAUGGCAGGACGGAGGAUGGAGCUGUCCUAGCUCCUCCCGGUAAUUUUCCGGGGCUUGGUUCGAUGGGGUUUCCACCUAAAGAGGAAAAACCCCUGGCCAGGGUGCAGGCCUCACCUCGAGUGAAAAUGCAUUCACCUGCCCCGAGGUUGCCAUCUCCUCGGGGAAGUCGUCUGUUUGUCCGUAACGAGGACAGGGCACCGUCCCCUGACUCCCCACCGUGGGUUUGUGCUCCACCGAGGGCACCUGGAUUGGACAUGGGGCAUAUGUCUGAUCCAGCAGGUCAGGCGCAGCUGGAUACCUCCAGGGAGGAGGAGACCAGUAGGAUGAUAUCAAAAGAUGAGGGCACUUUAACGGAUACUGAAACGAAAACUGAACGAAUAUCAAAAGGAAAUUUGAAUGAAUACAAUAUAGAAUCUGAAAGAGAAACAAAUAUAAAUGAGAAUGAGAACAAUGAGAAACAUACAAUUUCAGAGAAUGAUGGUGAAAAGAAUGUGAACAAUGGAAAUGGUCAGUGUUGGCAGAAAACAUGGAAGAGAAGUAAAUAUGACAUACAUUACUCAGUACAGGGUUCAUUUCAUCAAGCUCACCCUAUAUUUGAAGAGAAUGCUGGGACACAAUGUGUUGCUAAUUGUUUAGCAGGAUUAGCUUAUCACAAACUUAAGAAUGCAAAGAGCUGGACAACAAGUGAUAUGGAUAGGAUUUUAAUGACAGGUGAUGAAUUGUAUACAUAUCUGCAAAGGAGCUCAUCAAUUAGUGAUAGAUAUUUGCUUGUUGAGGAAUUACCACAACUCUUUGAAUGCUUUAAUCGGUCAUACCAAUUCCAUGCUAAUGAGUCAGUUUCAAGUGUUAUUAUGGCAAAUGAUUGCUUAAACUAUGCCGAGUUUAAUGCAUUACCACUAGACAAUGCACUUCAGGUUGCACUUACAGACACUGAUGGCUGUUUUGUAUGCUUCGGUGGAAAUACUUUGCUAAUAGGAUCUACAGAAAGUGGCUUUUUUGCUUUUGAUUCCCAUUCUAGAUCUUCUGACGGAAUGUUAAGUGUGACUGGAAAGAGUACAAGGAUUUUAUUUCAAAAUCUAAAUGAAGUGUCUUUGUAUCUUAAAAGUCUUGCUCUUUCAAUGGGACAUUCAGAGGGUGUUGAAUGUAAUUUGAGUGGCGUAUUCUGCAAAAUGGAUUCUAUUUCAAAUGUCAGUACUUUGCUGGAGGAGGAAGAGGAUUCCAGAAAAUUGCCAAAAAGUUCAGAGCUAUUGGUGGAAACUACUGUUGAAUCCUAUGAAAAGAAUGAUGAUGUGAUCUUUGUUGGUCAUGAACAAUUGCAGUAUAGUUAUAUCCCACUUACCAAUGAUAUGAAAAAACACAUGUGUCAGGAGUUGAACAUUCCCUUCAUUUGCAGACAAAAUAUUGGCGAGGUCCAGUGUUAUAGAACUAAUAUCACAGAACCUAGGGUUGAAAAAGAAAUUAUAGGGGAUGGAAACUGCUUUUUUAGAGCUGUUUCAUACAGUCUUACAAACUCAGAGGAUUUCCAUGAUAUAAUGCGCAUAGCGGUCUGUGAACAUAUGAUGGGAAACAAAGAAUUAUUUAAACCAUUCCUAAAAGAUGGUAUACAAUCUGUUGAAAGUCACAUGUCCUCUACUCAAAUGUCACAAGAAGGAACAUGGGCUACUGAGGUUGAAAUAUUUGCAACAGCUCAUUUACUAAACAUUGAUUUAUAUACAUACUCAGGAGGGUGUUGGUUAAGGUUUUCAGUUGCUGAGGUGGAUCCUUGUAGGCAAAGUAGAACUGGAGCGAUUUAUCUGAACCACGACCAACAGAACCAUUACAACGUAGUUCUUUCUGUAAAUGGAGAGGAAUCGAACUUACAACCUAUGAAACAGGAUAAAAUUCCACAGGAUUAUCAAAAGCGAUACCGAAACAGAACGCGUAUGCAGGACAGCAGGCAAGCUAACCCAACAGUACAAAAAAUAUCAAGUGCAUCAGAGAAACGGAGACAGUCUUUGAGGAGAAGGUACCAGGAAGAUGUACAAUUUAGAGAGAAGAAACUGAAAUCAGCUUUUCAAAGGUACAUAAAUGAUGCAGAAUUCCAAGCUAAUGUAAAACAAGUUAGCAAAACAAAGUAUUGUAAUGAUUCUGAGUACCACAGUAAAACUAAAAUGAGAAGCAAAAAGAGGAGUUUUGAAAGGUAUUUAACAGACAAAGAGCAUAGAGAUUGUGUCAAAAAGAGAAGUAUUGAGAGGUAUGCAGUAAAUGAGCAACAUAGGGAAGAUGUUAUAAAAAGGAGUACUGAGAAAUAUGCAACAGAUCAGCAGCAUAGGGAAGAAGUAAAAAUGAGAAGUAUUCAGAAAUAUAAAAGUAAUGUUGAACACAGAGAAGGUGUAAAAGCAAAAAGCAGACAGAAGUACAAAUCAGAUGAAAUGUACAGAAAUCUUGUAAAUACUGCAAGUACAAAGAGGUACAAAGAAAAUAAAAAAUUCCGGGAAAGAAAACUUCAUGCUGCAGCUGAGAAUUAUAAAAGUGAUGAAUGUUUCAGAUUGAAACGAAAAGCUUUCAGUAAAAAGCAAUAUGAGUCCAGUGUGGUAACAAAAAUGCAAAAAAAGGGAAGGGUUAAAAGUCGGAGAAUUGCUCAACGAGCUAAACUAGAAAAUCAGGAAGAGGUAGUGAGAGUGUUUAAAGGAAAAGCUAUGCAGGGUAUAGAUUAUUCAUGCUGUUGCUGUGAUCGUCUCUUUUUUCAAAACCAAGUUCAAAAAUGCGAAAGAAAAACAUAUGCCAAGAAUGAGGAGGCAGCAAAUAUUGCAGACUUGUGCAUUCAGGAAAAGUUUUGUCACCAGUGCUCAGAGUCAUGUACCGAGAACUGCGCUAAAUCAAAGUUAUGGAUUUGUUUUACUUGUCACAGGAAAAUCAUGAGGGGUUCUCUUCCAGCAGAAGCAGCAUAUAACAAAAUGGCCCUUGAAGAUAUUCCAGAGGAAUUGAAAGAACUAAACAGCCUUGAGAAACACUUGAUUGCAAUGCACAUACCUUUUAUGAAAGUCAUGGCUCUUCCUCAUGGAGGUCAAAAAAAUAUCCACGGGCCAGUUGUAUGUGUACCAUCAGAUCUGAAGAAAGUUACAAGUUUGCCAAUGAAACCUGGAGAGGAUCUUCUGCUUAGAGUGAAACUGAAGAGAAAGUUGAAUUAUAAAGGGUACGUCGAAUACCAGUUUGUUGAUUCAAAGCACAUAUUCGAUGCAUUAAAUUUUUUAAAACAAAACAAUCAAUGGUACGAAGACAUAGCUAUAGAUGCGAACUGGAAAGGAAAUUUGAACGAUUUUCAGGAAACGUCAGAUAGUUGUACUCUGUUAUCAGAUGAUGAUGAUCAGCAGCACAUUGCAACAGAUACUUGUUUACAGCCUGUUGAUAUUGCUCAGGAGGUUCUUGAUCAUUACUUUGAUGAUAUUUAUGAUAUUGCUCCAGGAGAAGGAAAUAAUCCAGUAAGGAUGUUACAGGAAGAAGGAAAUGAAGCUAAAACAUUUCCAUACCUUUUUCCAAGUGGACGUUUUUCAUGGAAUGACAAUAGAGAAACACGAAUAACACUGUCGAGAUACUUCAACAACCGUCUCAUGAAUACUGACGGAAGAUUUGCUCGAGACAGUAAUUAUAUUUUUUUCAGUCAGUUUUUGUCUGAUUUAAACCAGGUCAUAGAGAAGACACAGAUAUCAAUUAGAAAAUCAGUCAGAAAAAUAGGAAGUGACCAGUUUCUGACAUCAGAUAUGGUACAAAAUCCUGAAGUACUUUCGAAGUUAAUGAAAAAUGAUGAGGCUUUGCGAUUCAUGCAGCCUAUACGUGGAACUCCAGCAUAUUGGUCAGCAGCUCAAAAGGAUCUUUUUGCUAUGCUUAGGCAGUUAGGAAUACCUACUUGGUUUUGCUCAUUUUCUGCUGCAGAGCAUAGGUGGAAUGAUGCAGUUGCCACGAUAUUGCGACAACAAUGUGAUAGCAGAGAUCCCUGUUCGAUGGAUUGGUCAGAAAAGAAUGAGGUGUUGAGAAGCAAUCCUGUCACAGUUGCUAGGAUGUUUGAGCACAGAUUUCAUGUUUUUCAGACAGAAGUGAUAUUUUCACCAUUAGAACCAAUUGGAAAAGUCUCAGAUUUUUUCCAAAGAGUAGAAUUCCAGCAGAGAGGUACAGCAGCACAGCAGAAAACACUCAAAGUCAUGCAGAAAGAAGGGCACAGAUUUAACUUUCCCAGACCACCUUCUGUAUGUACAUUCAUAAAUUCUCCUGUCGAGGAAGAGAGCUUAGAGAAUGCUACAGAAGCUACUGAUUUGAAGCAUGAACGCUCAAUUUCUAAAGAAUUACUACUAAGAGUCUGGAAUGAGGUGCAAGAUGAAGUAAAUGAAUCACACACUACAGAAGAGAUUUUUGAGUAUCUGGGUUUGACACAAGAGCAGUAUGAGGAUGCACACAAAAGAUUAGCAAAGAAGAGAACAGUUAUUCUAGAAAGAAACCCAUGCGAGCUCUGGAUCAAUCAGUAUAAUCCAUGUCUUUUGAAAUGCUGGGAUGCCAAUAUGGACAUUCAAUUUGUUUUAGAUCCAUUUAGCUGCAUUGUCUACAUAAUUUCGUACAUUUCAAAAUCGGAGAGGGAAAUGGGAAUGGUGUUGAAACAAACCAAAAUAGAGGCAGAAGAAGGAAAUGAAAGUGCACGAACAACUUUAAAGAAAAUUGGUUCUGCCUAUUUAAAUCAUAGGGAAGUGAGCGCACAGGAAGCUGUUUAUCGUGUAUGCAACUUGAAAAUGAAAGAAUGUUCGAGGAAAGUAGUGUUUGUACCAGUGGGUGAAAAUCCUACUCGACUAACUAAACCAUUGUCACAGCUGAAAAGAAAACAUAAUCUUGGGGACAAUGAACAUGAUGAGAAUAACGACGAUGAAGAUGACAUUUGGAUGACAAAUAUAGUAGAAAGAUAUGCAAAUCGACCAAAUAAACCUUUGUUUCAGAAUAUGUGUUUGGCAGAGUUUUGCUCAGAAUUCAGAGUACUUGCUAAAUCACAGGUUCCAAAGAGUUUUAACGAAAAUGUUUUUGAACUCCAAAAUAAUAAGGGGUUUAUCCAAAGAAGAACACGCACAAAGUCAGCUGUGAUAAGAUAUCCCAGAUUCAGUGCAGAAAAAAUGUCAGAAAAGUAUUACCAAAGCCUUCUUCAGUUGUUCUUGCCGUACUGGACAGAACCUCAAUUAAAACCUCAAGGAUUUGAUCUGUAUGAAACAUUUUAUGAAAAUGGACAUGUCCGAAUCACGGGAAAGAAGAGUGUGCAAUCAGUCAAAUCAAUUGUUGACACAAAUCGAUUGCGUUAUGCUCAAAAUGAAGAACUAAUUGCAGAGGCACAAGAGAUUUUCGAAAACAUCGGAGAACCAGAGGAUGCUUGGGCAAACCUUUGUCCUGAGACAGAACUAAUGAGAGAGGAAUGUUCUUAUGAGAGAAAUGAAAGUUUGGAUCUGAAUGUGACAGAAGAUUUGCCAGACAUGCAAACAGGAAUAAAUUCUGAUGUUCUUUUCAAAGUACAACACAAUACACAGUCAAAGGAGAAGGCAUUACAAAUCCUACAGAAUUUAAACGAGACUCAAACAAAAGUGUUUUACUUAGUUCGGGAGUGGUGUUUCAAAAAACAUUUUGGAGAAAAAACUAACCCCCUGCACAUAUUUAUAACUGGUGGAGCAGGAACAGGUAAAAGUCAUCUGAUCAAAGCUAUCCAUUUUGAGGCAUCGAGAAUUCGCGGAAAGAAUUUGACAUCUCCAGACAGUGUAUCAGUACUACUUGCUGCUUUUACUGGAACAGCUGCUUUCAAUAUCGGGGGUAAUACUAUCCAUCAUUUAUUUUCACUGCCCAAAUAUAUGUCUUUGCCAUAUGAACCAUUGAGAGAACAGACUCUAAGUGAAAUGAGAGUACAACUUGGAGACCUGCAAAUUCUGGUUAUCGAUGAAAUUUCAAUGGUUUUCAAAAGGCUAUUGUACUAUAUUCAUGAAAGGCUUGUACAGAUUAAGAAGUGCAGGGAACCAUUUGGAGGAGUUUCAGUGAUAGCUGUUGGAGAUUUCUACCAGCUUCCUCCAGUGAAACAGCGUAAAGAUGAAAGGCUGUAUAAAGAAAAUGCUGUCUACCCUGUUGAUCACUGGCUUGACUUUUUCAAAGUGGUGGAGUUGUCUGAAAUUAUGCGGCAACGUGAAGACAUCCCAUUUGCAACGGCAUUGAAUUCACUUCGAUGUAGAGAAGUAAAAGAACCACUGGAAUAUGAUACAAAUUCUAUAUUGAAAGAAUGUGUAAGGGAGGGGCCAGAUGAUGUUCUUCACGUCUACGCAACAAAUGAUGAAGUCAAUGCCUAUAACUUGAUAAUGCUCAGGGGAACAUGUGAAGACAUUGUUGAGAUUGACGCGCAAGACUUUACCAAAGAUAGAUCAUCAGGCAAGCUAAUCUUAAGAAGCAAGCCUUUGACAAGGUCUAGAACAGACAAUCUUUCUAGCAGUCUGUUAAUGGGAGUUGGAGCAAGGGUCAUGCUUACAAGAAACUGCAAUGUAGAAGACGGACUAGUAAAUGGAGUUAUGGGACAUGUAACGCAUUUUGUACAAGGUCAAAUACAUGGUGUCAAAACUGUUAUUGCAGUAGGUGUAAUAUUUGACAAUAUAAAUGUUGGGAUGAAAUCCGGAAAUAAAACAAGAAAUGGAAACAUUGUUCUGGUUGAAAGAGUUCAAGAGGAGAUACUAGAACAGAAAACAAAAAAUGUUGUCCGACAUCAAUUUCCAUUACGAUUGUCUUGGGCGUGCACAGCUCACAAAGUACAAGGCAUGACAGUUGACAAGGUUGUCGUUAAUUUAGAUCGGACAUUUUCUCCUGGACAAGGAUACGUAGCGUUAAGCAGAGUUACGUCAAAACAGGGUUUAUUUAUCGAAACAAAUGACAUUGGGUCGUUACAGAAAAAGAUAUAUGCUGACCCAGAAGUCAAAUCAGCUUUGCAAGGAAUGCCAAAAUUGAUCCUACCAAACUUUGAUGCAUCAAAACAUGGCAUUACAAUUUAUCUGCAUAACAUUCAGAGUCUCAAUAAACAUUUUGAAGAUCUGAAAAACGAUAUUCGCUGUAGGAAUGCAGACAUCAUUUGCUUGACAGAGACUUGGUUGAGAUCUGGGCAAAAUGUUAGUUCAUUAGAAUUAAACGGUUUCUAUUUUCACCAAGCAACAAGAGGAGAUGUAUAUGAUGAGUGCAAUGCUCAAGUGUCAAAGCUGCGUACAUCAAAGGGCGGAGGUGUUGCAGUUUACAUCAAAGAAACUGGAGAGGAAAAAAUUGUUUCUUCACUUCCUGUAAAGAAUGUUGAGGGCAUCUGUGUGAAAUGUGUUUCACAAGACAUAGUUGUUUUAACUAUUUAUCGCCCAAUCUCUUUAGAUGUUUCCCAGUUCUUAUUACAAUUCGAAAAGGUGAUGUCUUAUUACAGAUCACAAAGUCAGUUCUGUGUUUGUCUGGGAGAUUUCAAUGAAGAUGCAAAAUCUGCAGGGACUAUACAAACUUUUAUGACCAAUCAAGGUUUAAAACAAAUGGUUGAUUUUAAUACAACAGAAGGAGCGACAAUACUUGAUCAUGUGUAUUUAUCAACAUCCUUACAUGCAGAAGUGAAAAAAAUAUCAACAUACUACAGUUAUCACGAUGCCUUGAUGGUUACCAUCAUAUCAGACACAGAAAAUAUUAAUUGA
Saccostrea cuccullata (small rock oyster) is the source of this 7821-nucleotide messenger RNA. RefSeq lists its product as uncharacterized. The record is from RefSeq and is a predicted model, not a curated record. Gene Ontology annotation, biological process: DNA repair; telomere maintenance. Gene Ontology annotation, molecular function: ATP hydrolysis activity; DNA helicase activity. NCBI's taxonomy places the organism in Eukaryota, Metazoa, Mollusca, Bivalvia, Ostreida, Ostreidae. The coding region runs from base 1 to 7821 and encodes 2606 amino acids. The transcript is spliced from 2 exons.